Anopheles merus is the source of this 1522-nucleotide messenger RNA. It is a transcript of the gene Cth, whose product is annotated as cystathionine gamma-lyase. Gene Ontology annotation, biological process: transsulfuration. The transcript has 5 exons. Lineage: Eukaryota; Metazoa; Arthropoda; Insecta; Diptera; Culicidae. The record is from RefSeq and is a predicted model, not a curated record. Bases 213 to 1403 code for a protein of 396 amino acids. Gene Ontology annotation, cellular component: cytoplasm. Gene Ontology annotation, molecular function: cystathionine gamma-lyase activity; pyridoxal phosphate binding.
CAUCGAAAAUUUGCGUGGUUCGUACCGUCGAUCUCGAGGAUCGUGCGAGACGGCCGCGUGUCGCUGGACAUUUAAUUCUACGUCGCCGCACGAGACGGACCUGGUGUGCUGCCCGUGUGCUCGUCGCUCUGAGUGUUGCCGUUUCCGAGUGUUGUUACUUUCUGUUCAAUCUGUUCAAAACAGCAUUUGCCUCAUCAUCCUCCCGUGAAGCAAUGGCCCAAUCAAACAGCAGCGAUGGCUUCCUCAGCCAGCCGAAGGGCUUCUCCACCAAAGCGAUCCACGUUGGGCAGGAUCCGGAGCAGUGGAACAGCAUGGCGGUGGUGCCACCGAUCAGCAUGAGCACCACGUUCAAGCAGCACGGCCCGGGGCAGCAUGCGGGCUUCGAGUACGGGCGCAGCGGAAACCCAACGCGCGACGUGCUGGAACGCUGCAUUGCCUCGCUGGACAAUGGGCGCUUCGGGCUAACGUUCUCGUCCGGGCUCGGUGCGACGACGACCAUCAUUACGAUGCUGCAGAACGGUGACCACAUCGUGGCCGGUGACGAUCUGUACGGUGGCACCAACCGGUUGCUGCGCAAUGUCGCCCUCAAGAUGGGCAUUGAGGUUGAUUUCGUCGAUCUUACCAACAUGCAGCUGGUGGAGCAAGCGAUCAAACCGAACACGCGGCUGUUCUGGAUGGAAACGCCAACCAAUCCGCUGCUGAAGGUGGUGGACAUUCGUGCGGUGUCGGAGAUCGCCCACAAGCAUCCGGGUAUCGUGGUGGUUGUGGACAACACGUUCCUGUCGUCGUACCUGCAGCGCCCGCUUGAUUUGGGCGCGGACGUCGUUAUGUACUCGCUGACGAAGUACAUGAACGGUCACUCGGAUGUCAUUAUGGGUGCCAUGGUAACGAACGACGAGGCUGUUUACGAACGUUUGAAGUACCUGCAAAACGCCGCCGGUAUUGUGCCAUCCCCGUUCGACUGCUAUCUGGUCAACCGAAGCUUGAAAACGCUCGCCCUGCGCAUGGAACGGCACAAGAGCAACUCGCUGGCGAUUGCCAGGUUCCUCGAAACGCAUCCGAAGGUGGAGCGGGUGCUGCACCCGGGCCUGCCGAGCCACCCGCAGCACGAGCUGGCCAAGCGGCAAACGUACGGGCACAGCGGCAUCAUGUCGUUCUACAUCCGCGGCGGGCUGGAGGAGUCGAGCAACUUCCUGAAGGCGCUGCACGUGUUCACGCUCGCGGAAAGCCUCGGCGGGUACGAAAGCUUGGCCGAGCUGCCGUCGGUGAUGACGCACGCGUCGGUGCCGUUGCAGCAGCGCCAGGAGCUCGGCAUAACCGAUGGGCUGGUUCGGCUUUCCGUCGGGCUGGAGGAUGUGGAUGAUCUGAUCGCCGAUUUGAAGCAAGCGCUGGAUAAGGCAUAAGGAAUGCCGCUGCUGCGCGGUUGCAGAAACAACCAUUACUGCCCCUUUCGGAAAAUGCCUGCCCAACGGCAGCAAACGUACAAACCACAAACAAGCAUAAAAUACACCCCAAAAUCUUA